Messenger RNA from Eutrema salsugineum, 1604 nucleotides. RefSeq names its product probable glucuronoxylan glucuronosyltransferase IRX7. Lineage: Eukaryota; Viridiplantae; Streptophyta; Magnoliopsida; Brassicales; Brassicaceae. Gene Ontology annotation, molecular function: glycosyltransferase activity. The transcript is spliced from 4 exons. Bases 187 to 1539 code for a protein of 450 amino acids. The record is from RefSeq and is a predicted model, not a curated record.
AUCAAACUUUCUCCAACUUCUAUUGCUCCACCUUUCACCAUUCCUUAAUCUCUACUUUAUCUCUCAAACCCAAAUCCGAAAACCCCUCUUUACCAACUUAAAAAUCCUAUUAACUAAUUCCAACAAUCAGAUGAUUCGAAUCAAACAAGAAGAGGCCGUAAGAUUUAUCCCGGCAAAUCAAGAACGAUGAUAACACAGAAACAGAGAAGAGCAGAGAAAAGUCUCUGCUUAAAAAACUACUACAAAUGGAUCCUCUGCUUUUCACUCACUCUCUAUUUUCUUGCUUCCUUCUUUGUCGAUCAUGACCAAGAAGACCAUCCUUUAUCUUCUUCUUCCCGAUCAAACCCUCUUCUAACUAACCCUAAACCAAAGCUUCUCGCUUCUCGUGCCGUGUUUGAAUCAAAAAUCCAUGAUAACACCCUUGGGUUUGCCCCUCAACGUCCCAACAUCAGAACUGAUGUAUUCAACAAUUUGAAAAUCUACGUCUAUGACUUGCCUUCCAAGUUCAACACAGAUUGGUUAGCCAACGACAGAUGUAGCAACCACCUCUUCGCCGCGGAAGUGGCUCUUCACAAGGCGUUGCUCAGCCUUGACGGGGACGUAAGGACGGAAGAUCCGUACGAAGCUGAUUUCUUCUUCGUCCCGGUCUAUGUCUCAUGCAAUUUCAGCACCAUCAAUGGCUUUCCAGCGAUAGGUCACGCGAGAUCGCUCAUCAAAGAAGCGAUCGGGCUCGUCUCGACUCAAUACCCGUUUUGGAAUCGAACUAGUGGCUCUGACCACGUCUUCAUCGCCACACACGACUUUGGCUCUUGCUUCCACACCAUGGAGGAUAGAGCAAUUGCUGAUGGGGUACCAAAGAUUUUGAGAAAUUCUAUAGUUUUGCAAACUUUUGGUGUUACUUUUAAGCAUCCAUGCCAAGAGGUAGAGAACAUUGUGAUACCACCGUACAUCUCGCCGGAAAGUUUGCACAAGACUCAAAAGAAUAUUCCGGUAGCUAAGGAACGAGACAUUUGGGUUUUUUUCCGAGGCAAGAUGGAGAUUCAUCCCAAAAACAUCAGUGGCCGUUUUUAUAGCAAGCGAAUAAGGACGAAAAUAUGGAGGAGUUAUGGUGGUGACCGGCGGUUUUAUCUCCAGCGACAAAGAUUUGCCGGUUACCAGUCAGAAAUCGCUCGUUCUGUUUUCUGUUUGUGUCCUCUCGGGUGGGCCCCAUGGAGCCCGAGACUUGUUGAAUCGGUUGCUCUUGGCUGUGUGCCCGUUAUAAUUGCCGACGGGAUCCGUUUGCCGUUCCCUUCUGCCAUGCGGUGGCCGGAAAUAUCUCUCACGGUGGCGGAGAAAGAUGUUGGAAAGUUGGGGGAGAUUUUGGAACACGUGGCGGCUACUAAUUUAUCUAUUAUACAGAAAAACCUGGAGGAUCCAUCUAUUAGGCGAGCCCUUAUGUUUAAUGUUCCUCCGAGGGAGGGAGAUGCCACGUGGCAAGUUUUGGAGGCUUUAUCAAAGAAGUUGAGUAGGUCUACUAGAAGGUCAAACGCUUUCAUGUAAUGCAGUUCACUAUAUUUUUGACAGGUGUAUAUUAUUGAAAUUUUUUAAAAAUCUUUAUAUUUUUU